Anopheles maculipalpis is the source of this 1265-nucleotide messenger RNA. RefSeq lists its product as uncharacterized. NCBI's taxonomy places the organism in Eukaryota, Metazoa, Arthropoda, Insecta, Diptera, Culicidae. The transcript has 3 exons. Bases 126 to 1265 code for a protein of 379 amino acids. The record is from RefSeq and is a predicted model, not a curated record.
UUGUGCAACAGUAAAUGUGUCCAAAUUAUCUGUGCGUAUGGAAUUAUAUGUGCAAUCAACCUGCAGUCAACAUCAUUCCAACAAUUCAACCAGCAGUCAGAGAGACACCGUAAAUCACAAUCAUCAUGCUACGUCAUCUAGUUAAUGUGUUGCGCUUCAUCUUGCAAGCGGUUCGGAAAAAUAUCAAGCCACUUAUCCUGAUAGCAUCAUUUCUGACGUUCAUAUGGCUUAUAGCCGAUACAGUGCAUCGGCCAGAGUUUGUGCGGCAUGCGUCAAAACACUCCUUCCGGUCUGGGAACCAUUCAGAUGGUCAAGAUGAGAGGUGGAACAAGCGGUCAGUGCAACAGUUUCUGGAUCUACUAGAAAUCGAUUUCAAUGCGACGAGUGGACAUGAAAUGCUGCGAGUUGAAGAAACCUGCUCGUCGGAUAAUACGCUGUUGUUUACAGCAUUUGCAGGAAGUUCCCUGCCAGAAAACUUGUGGCAUUACUUCUCUCUCAUAGCCAUCCAAAACAGCUUAGUGUCAGCAGCGAGUAGACAGCGAGUAGAAUUUUUCAUAACUGGGACGGCAAUGACUGAGCUUAGCCAGCUAUUUGUGAGUGUGCCAUACGAAGUGAUCGAUCUCGAUACCAUACGAUGCUAUAACAUUCCGGCAGCAUAUAUAUUAAACAGCGACACACAAAUCGAAGUAGCAAUCGGGAAGAAGCAGCUUUUUAUACUCAACAACCAGGCUAUACGCUAUAAAGAGAUCUUAAAUGUACCAUGGCAACAACAAAAACAGUUUUUCAACUUUCGCACGGAAACGCUAAACACGGUGUACGAUGUACUAAAGGAAUUGCGCCAUCGCGCAAAACUAUACGGUGAUGAAGAUGAUGUAAACGGUCUUCAGAUUGUCGGUAUACACAUUCGUGAGGACGAUCAGCUACCGUUCGACUAUUACUAUCGUGCCAUCACUUUCCAACGCAAAAUGCAUGACACUGGCAUGCUCCUGUUUGUAGUGAUAUGUGAAAAUCCUAAAGGGGCUAUUUGUGGCAUGUUAGACGUACAAAGCGAACGAAUCGAAGUUAUUGCAGAACAUGACGAUCCGGACGUCGAUUUUGUGCUAAUGACGCACUGCAACCACACUAUUGUUUCGAACGAACGCGACAUAUUUCCGCCGCUGCUCCGUGGCACAGGGAAUACCGUUGUUUUUGGUCAGCAAAACGAUGAUAGCCGAUAUGCGAUUGAGUUAGCCAACUAUUUGGAGAACUGGUACAGCAUUGUCUAG